ACAUGACUGUUUUGUACAUAACAAGUACCCUAACUUCAUAUUGUAUUCUUUCUGAACGGCAGUGCUGUGCAUGCGUCUACGAUAUUCUUAUGGAUAUUCACACUUAAUAUACCAGAAAAGGUGUUCUUCUGUUUCAGGAAAAGUUAUUGAAAUUGGAAUGGUCAAACAAAGUUUUAACCUGGUAUUUAGUUCAAACAAGAUAUUUGUAAAUCCUUAAUCGUAGGAAACAGGACAGUGGAUCACGGUUCCAAUUAAAUCAUUUGAAAGUACCUCAAAGACAACUACGUCUAGACAACAAAUUUGGCCAAAAAACAAACACAAAAAUUGGCGAAUACUUAAUUACACGUAUCACCCGAAACUCAUUUUUCAAAGUCAAAUUAUGAGUACUCAGAUGCAAUCUAAUAAAGCAAAAUUUCUUUGCACGACUUGUGGAAAAACUCUCGGUAGCAAAUAUGCUUUAUCACUGCAUAUGGAUAGACAUUCUGGAUUCAAACGACAUAGCUGUCAGAAUUGUGGAAAGAAAUUUCGACACCGUACUGCGUUAGUUGAACAUUUGAAACUCCAUACUGGUAUUAAACCAUUCCAUUGCGAUGUGUGUGGUCGUAAUUUUAUAAGAAAGACAAUAUUGGAAACACACAUGAAAACACACAACGGAAAUCACACUUACCAAUGUAAAUUUUGUUUAUCGAAAUUUUCAAAUUCUGAUUGCUUUAGGAAACACAUAGUAAAGCAUACAAUUAAAAAUUCAAAUAAUGUUGAAACAAGCGUAAAUGUCUGUGACGCUGAUUUAUACCAAACUAUAUCAAGUGAAGAAUUCCUCAAUCACAAAGAUGUUGAACUCAACAACUUCGUAAAUUCUUCAGAGAUUAAUGAUUCCAAUUAUGUCCCUCUUUUUAUAAAUCUUAUGUAUAGUGAGGAAACAAAUUGUUCCUCCAAUAAGAAUUCCAUUUGUACAGAAAAAAAAUCGAAAUCUGGUGUAAAAACCGAUGUACAAGACAAACAAGUAAAAUGUAUCUUAUGCGGAAAAAUAUUCAGAAGUUUAAAACUAUUUUAUUUACACAGUAAAAUCCACACAGGUUCUACGAUCAACUGCAGCAUAUGCAAUAAAGAUUUUGCAUCAAAACAAUGCUUAAUCACUCAUAUGAGAAUUCACUCAGGUGAUCGGCCGUUCGAAUGUCACGUGUGUGGUAAAAGUUUCAGUGCCAAAAGAACACGUGAUGAUCACAUGAUAACCCAUACGAGUGAAAAGCCUUACGAAUGUUCAAUUUGCAAUAUGACUUUUCGCUUCAGGAGUUCAUUGAAUAAACAUAAAAGAAGGCAUGCAAAGAAAAUCAAUGUAGAUUUGAAUAUUAUUUGUGAAAUUUGCGGUCAAGAAUUUUAUAAACAAGACAUUGCAAGUUCCCAUAUGAAAGAACAUGCGGCAAACGGAAUAUACGUACAUAUUUGUGAGAUUUGUGGAAAAGUUUUCAAGAGUAGAAAAAUGUUCGGUUUGCAUAUACAGAAAAAACAUGAAGUUUAUGAUUUUCCUAAUAAACCAAAACAUCAGUACAUAGAUACAGACAGAAAUCAUGAAUGUGAUACAUGUGGGAAAGGUUUUAAGAAGUCAGGGCAUUUGAAAGUUCAUACACGCCUACAUACUGCAAGUAAACCUUUCAUAUGCGAUGUGUGUUCAAAGGCGUUUACUUCAAAAUGUGAUUUAACCAGACAUAUUCGAAUCCACACAGGAGAGACACCAUACAAGUGUCAUAUCUGUGAAAUGGAAUUUAGUCUAAGACGACAAUAUAAUUGUCACAUGAAGAAAAAACAUUGAAGACUAUUAUUCGUUUAUAAACAAUUAGGUUAAAGUUUAUAUAAUGUCUUUAUAUUUUUUAAAAGAAGACUGUGAAAAAAAUUGAACUUUUGAUGUGAUCACAAUGUAAUAUAGGUUCUAGGUGAGACGAAAGGGGAGGGAGGUGUAUCUCGAGCUUUAGCAUUGUUUUAGAAAAUAAAAAUAAAUCAUUUCUAUCAAAUCUUUUCUGUAGUCAGCAUUAUUCAUAGUAACAAGGAGUUGAAGCAAUAACAUUCUAUUUGCACAGAUUUUAUUUUCUAUCUGUCCAUGGCCAUUGAUUUUAUUAAAACGAUAUACUAGAAGAUAUGCUUCAUAUCUUCUCGUAUUUAUAGUACCGUAAAUUGUGAACUAACACGCCCAAUGAACUAAAAAGUAAAAUCUAGCAAAUUCAACUCAAAUUAGUUUUGGACUCUAGCAUGUUUUUACCAUUCAGUUGUUAUAAGCACGUACAACGCCUUUCGUUUGUACAAAAAGUCUAAAACAUAAUAUCAA
Messenger RNA from Mytilus trossulus (common blue mussel), 2320 nucleotides. Its product is annotated as zinc finger protein 728-like. Bases 380 to 1810 code for a protein of 476 amino acids. NCBI's taxonomy places the organism in Eukaryota, Metazoa, Mollusca, Bivalvia, Mytilida, Mytilidae. Gene Ontology annotation, biological process: regulation of transcription by RNA polymerase II. The transcript is spliced from 2 exons. Gene Ontology annotation, molecular function: DNA-binding transcription factor activity, RNA polymerase II-specific. Gene Ontology annotation, cellular component: nucleus. The record is from RefSeq and is a predicted model, not a curated record.